Messenger RNA from Zophobas morio, 3838 nucleotides. RefSeq names its product ubiquitin-like modifier-activating enzyme 1 (gene Uba1). The record is from RefSeq and is a predicted model, not a curated record. Gene Ontology annotation, molecular function: ubiquitin activating enzyme activity. The transcript is spliced from 4 exons. Gene Ontology annotation, cellular component: cytoplasm; nucleus. Lineage: Eukaryota; Metazoa; Arthropoda; Insecta; Coleoptera; Tenebrionidae. Bases 347 to 3481 code for a protein of 1044 amino acids. Gene Ontology annotation, biological process: protein ubiquitination; ubiquitin-dependent protein catabolic process; DNA damage response.
AAAAUAACCACGAUUUAAAUGUUUCAUCAUGUGUAACGUGUAUUGCUGAUACGCACAUCUGUCGGUGUCAGUGCGCUCUUUCGUAAACUGUUCGCCGUCUCCUCCGCUUUAUUAGAAUUUUACCGCGUUUCGAAUUCCACAGAUUAUUAUUUGUAAAAACCGCUCGUAAUUAUGAAUCACGCAAUGCGUCAUGCGCACUAGGUUUGACUUCUCUUUGUGUGAUAUUUGUCAGCGUUGUGGAUGUACAAUUUGUGAGAAACCGGGCGAUUGACUCGAAUACACGAAUAUAUGCGCGCAAUCCGACCGAUUGAACCACAACUAAUCAAACUGUGUUCUUGUGUGUCCGAUGUCUAGUGCUGAAAUCGCAGAAAGCUCCGUCGAUCCCCCAGCCAAGAAACGGAAGCUUGAUUCGUUGCCGAUUUCAUCAGACAUGGCGAACAAUGGAGCUUCUGGGUCGUCGACGCGGCCGGCCCAGGACAUCGACGAGGGCCUCUACUCGCGCCAACUGUACGUCCUGGGCCACGAUGCCAUGCGCCGCAUGGCCUCCAGCGACGUGCUGAUUUCGGGCCUCGGCGGGCUCGGUGUCGAAGUCGCCAAGAAUGUCAUCCUCGGCGGGGUCAAGUCCGUCACGCUGCACGACGAAGCCGUUUGCACCGUCGCCGACCUGAGCUCGCAAUUCUACCUCACCGAAGCGGACGUGGGCAAGAACCGAGCCGAAGUGUGCUGCAAACAGCUCUCCGAGCUCAACACCUACGUGCCCACGAAGGCGUACACCGGGUCCCUUACGCCAGACUUCCUAUGCAAGUUUAGAGUCGUCGUGUUGACCAGCAGUUCUUUGGCUGAGCAGAUGCAGAUAAGCGAGACCACUCAUGCUAAUAACAUUGCUUUGAUUGUCGCAGAUACAAGGGGAAUCUUUGCACAGGUCUUCUGCGAUUUCGGAGAGUCCUUCACGGUUGUGGAUAUAAACGGCGAACCCACCGUAUCAGCGAUGAUUGCUGAUGUUUCCAAUGACAAGGAAGGAAUUGUAACCUGCAUCGAUGAUACGCGACACGGAAUGGAAGACGGUGACUACGUAACAUUUUCCGAAGUUCAAGGAAUGACAGAACUCAACAACUGUAAACCAAUUAAAAUCAAAGUUUUGGGUCCAUACACAUUCAGUAUUGGGGACACAAGUGGUUACUCAAAAUACGAAAGAGGUGGUAUUGCGUCGCAAGUCAAGAUGCCCAAAACACUCUCUUUUAAAUCCUUAAAAGAAUCAACAAAAAGUCCGGAAUUUUUAAUCACCGAUUUUGCUAAAUUUGAACAUCCGCAACAGCUUCAUUUAGCAUUUACUGCAUUACAUAAGUAUGUGGAAAAGCACGGCACGGUACCAAAACCGUGGAAUACUGAAGAUGCAGCAGAAUUUUUAACUUUGGCAAAAUCGUUGGCUGUGGAUGGUGGGAACGAUAACGAAGUGAACAUUAAUUUGUUAGAAACAUUUGCAAAAGUAUGUGCGGGUGAUCUAAAUCCGAUUAAUGCCACCAUCGGUGGUGUCGUGGCGCAGGAAGUCAUGAAAGCCUGUUCAGGCAAAUUUCAUCCCAUUUAUCAGUGGUUGUACUUUGAUGCCAUUGAAUGUUUACCAGCAGAAGCUGGAGAAAUCACCGAAGAGUCAGCAGCACCUAAAGGUACUCGUUAUGAUGGACAGAUUGCCGUUUUCGGAAGUGAUUUCCAAAAGAAACUGGGUAGUUUGAAAUAUUUUGUGGUUGGAGCGGGCGCUAUUGGAUGUGAAUUGCUUAAAAAUUUUGCUAUGAUGGGAGUGGGUGCUGAAGGUGGUCAGAUAACAGUUACAGAUAUGGAUCUUAUUGAGAAAUCUAAUUUGAACAGACAGUUUUUGUUCAGACCGCACGAUGUCCAGCGUCCCAAAUCGGGGACAGCAGCUAAGGUUAUUAAGAAAAUGAAUCCUCAUGUGAAUAUUGUUGCACAUGAAAAUAGAGUCGGCCCUGAAACUGAAAAUAUAUACGACGACACUUUCUUCGAGUCUUUGGACGGUGUUGCUAACGCAUUAGAUAAUGUAGACGCUCGUAUUUAUAUGGACAGACGUUGUGUUUAUUAUAGAAAACCUCUGUUAGAAUCUGGAACCUUGGGUACUAAGGGCAACACCCAAGUUGUAGUGCCUUUCCUAACUGAAUCAUACAGUUCAUCACAAGAUCCCCCUGAAAAAAGUAUUCCCAUUUGCACCCUUAAAAACUUCCCCAAUGCCAUUGAACACACGUUGCAAUGGGCUCGCGACAACUUUGAAGGACUGUUCAAACAAAGUGCUGAAAAUGCUUCUCAGUAUUUAACGGACCCAGAAUUUUUGGAACGUACUAUUAAACUGCCUGGAGUUCAACCAGUAGAAGUACUUGAAUCAAUUAAAAUUGCUUUAGUUGAUGAUAGACCAAAAAAAUUCGAACACUGUGUGGUGUGGGCACGUAAUCAUUGGGAGGAACAAUACUCAAAUCAAAUCAAACAACUACUUUUUAAUUUCCCGCCGGAUCAAUUGACUAGUACAGGUCAGCUGUUCUGGUCAGGACCUAAGAGAUGUCCAGAACCGUUAGAGUUUGACGUUAACGAGACAUUACAUCUGGAUUACAUCUUUGCUGCUGCCAAUCUGAAGGCCGAGGUCUAUGGCAUUCCACAAAACAGGGAUCGCGCCAGUGUUGCUGAAAUGGUGCAGAAUGUUACGGUGCCAAAAUUCGUUCCCAAGUCUGGUGUAAAAAUCGCCGUCACUGAUUCUCAAAUGGCGAUGACGAACGGAUCUAACGUGGACCUGGACCGAGUGAGUCAAUUGAAGGACGAGCUGCCUUCGGUAUCUGAAUUAGGUAGCCUCACAUUAACCCCAUUAGAAUUCGAAAAAGACGACGACACAAAUUUGCACAUGGACUUCAUUGUAGCCGCCUCAAAUUUGAGGGCUGCAAAUUAUAAAAUCCCUCCCGCUGAUAGACACAAGUCAAAAUUAAUCGCUGGAAAGAUUAUUCCAGCAAUUGCAACUACCACUUCAGUCGUUGGAGGACUUGUCUGUUUAGAACUGUAUAAAUUAGCAAGAAGCCUGAAAUCAUUGGAUCCUUUCAAAAAUGGUUUUGUUAAUCUGGCUUUGCCUUUCUUUGGUUUCUCAGAGCCUAUCGCUGCUCCCAAAUUGGAGUAUUGCGAAAAAGAAUGGACAUUGUGGGACCGAUUUGAAGUUGAUGGAGAAAUGACGUUGAGUGAAUUUCUUGAAUAUUUCAAAGAAAAACAUGGUUUGGAAAUCACGAUGUUGUCACAAGGAGUGUGCAUGCUGUAUUCAUUUUUUAUGGCCAAAGCAAAAGCACAAGAACGCUUGGGAUUACCGAUGUCUGAAAUUGUAAAAAGAGUUUCAAAGAAGAAACUGGAAUCCCACGUCCGAGCAUUAGUGUUUGAAUUGUGUUGUAACGAUGUUGACGGAAACGAUGUGGAAGUUCCAUACGUUAAGUAUAAUUUACCUUGAAUGGUUGCGUGUUAAGGCUGCAUUUUUAUUAGGGCAUUUAAUGACAGUUAUUAGGUGUGCACUAAAUUGAACUAUUCUGGGUAUUUAUCAGAUUGUGAUCUUGUAAUAAAUUAUUUAUAUUUUUUGCAAGCAUAAUACAAACUAGAACAUACGUUCUAUAGUUAAUUUGUUAUUACUUGCCCAGUGAUUUCUCUCACAUGAAUUUAUAAUAUUUGUGUUAUGGCGAGUGAACUUCAAUGAGCUAAUGCAAUAUAAUCGUAUGUAUGCCGAUAAUUGAAAACAUUGUAGGUCCAGGAUAGUGUUUAUUUUCUUAAAUAUUUUGAUGUGUGAAAUUUAAUAAAUAUGUUUUUAACAUGA